Messenger RNA from Purpureocillium lilacinum, 1344 nucleotides. RefSeq lists its product as uncharacterized. NCBI's taxonomy places the organism in Eukaryota, Fungi, Ascomycota, Sordariomycetes, Hypocreales, Ophiocordycipitaceae. Gene Ontology annotation, biological process: proteolysis. The record is from RefSeq and is a predicted model, not a curated record. Gene Ontology annotation, molecular function: metallocarboxypeptidase activity; zinc ion binding.
AUGAAGUUUCAGAGCGUCCUCUCCCUGGCUGCCUUUGGCCUCACUGCCAACGGCUGCACACUCCCGGGAGAAGAGGACGGUACCUUCGUUUACGAAAAGUACGUAGCCAGCAGAGCCGGCCUUCGUCAACGUCAAUCCUUCACAGAACUGCCCAUCGGCCAGGGCGACCGCUUCAACGGCGGCGAGAAGGCGCCCAUCGGCCUCGGCGUCAACGACCGCAACCUGGUCUCUAUCCUCAAUGUCGACGAAGUCAAGUCGGGCCUGCAGGGCCUCGCCGGAAAGUUUGACGACGUGGAGCUCUUCACGGCGCCGUACAAGACAUUUGAGAAGCGGGAGCUAUAUGGCGCUACUAUUGGUGCCGGGAACCCCCGCGUCUUCAUCCAGAGCGGCAUUCAUGCCCGCGAGCGAGGCGGGCCUGACAACGUUCUCUACUUCAUCUCGGACCUGCUCGAGGCGCGAGCUAAUGGCACCGGAAUCGCGUACGGCACCCAAAAGUACACGGCGGAUCAGGUCGAGACGGCGCUCUCGGCGGGCAUCGCCAUCGUGCCGCUCGUCAACCCUGACGGCGUCGCCUAUGACCAGAAGACCAGCACAUGCUGGCGCAAGAACCGAAACACGGCCAGUUCCGACGGCAGCAAGGCCUCGGUGGGCAUCGACCUGAACCGCAACUUUGCCAUCAUGUGGGACUACAAGCGCAUCUUCAACCCGAGCGCCAACAUCCGGAGCGCGGCGUCCGACAACCCUCGCAGCGAGGUGUUCCACGGCAAGGCGCCCCUCUCCGAGCCGGAGACGCAGAACGUUGCCUGGGUGCUGGACCAGAACAAGGACCUCUCGUGGUUCCUCGACCUGCACUCGUUUGGCGGCGACAUCCUGUACGCCUGGGGCGACGAUGACGCCCAGACGACGGACCCCAAGCAGAGCUUCACCAACAAGGCGUACGAUGGGAAGCGCGGCUUCAUCGGCCAGGACCCCGCCAACAGCGUCUACCGCGAGUACAUGGAGCAGGCGGACCUGGACGCCCAGCUGGCCCUGAGCAAGCGCAUGGGCGACGGCAUGAACCGCGCGGGUAAGAUCCGCUACGUGCCCAAGCCCAGCUCCGGGCUGUACCCCACGGCCGGCGGUAGCACCGACCACGCCCUGGGCCAGUACUACAACGGCACGUGCGGCGCCUCGCGCGUCCACGGCCUCACCAUUGAGUUUGGCAACGAGACGCCGUCGGACUGCCCCUUUUACCCGGACAAUGCUCGCUACCACGAGAGCAUGCGCCAGGUGGCCGUCGGCCUCAUGGAGCUGCUGCUUACGGCGGCGGGCAAGGACGGUGAGAAGAAGGUCCGCCAGUGCUGA